Drepanopeziza brunnea f. sp. 'multigermtubi' MB_m1 is the source of this 828-nucleotide messenger RNA. RefSeq lists its product as uncharacterized. The record is from RefSeq and is a predicted model, not a curated record. Lineage: Eukaryota; Fungi; Ascomycota; Leotiomycetes; Helotiales; Drepanopezizaceae.
AUGGUUCUCGUCAGGCAUGAAAUUCCGGUAGGAAGAUUGCCCCCUGGGCAAGGCCGCUCCUCCGCAGGCGCUUCGAUGCCUUCCGCGGCACCUCCAUCCACCUACGAAUCCGCCUCUCAAGUUCGAGGCUCGCCCUUCGAAAACCAAGCGGGACAAGCGAAGGAUUACAGGACGGCCAGGAUGCAGUUGGUGUUUUUAGAGCAGCGGAACAGGCAGCGUCUCGAAUUCUUUGCAAGCCUCGCCAGAGAGAAGGAAGCCAACCAGAGUCGCAGUGACCCCUCGGCUCAGCCGCGGGAAGGGUCGGUGCCCCAAGGCUACGCAACUCAAACGAGAAGUCUGGAAGGGCAGAACAACAAGCCACUGGGGACGGCGAGUGUGCCUGGCCUGGAGAUGGGGUCUCCGGGGUCAUCGCAACAGGACUACUAUAUGCGGCAAAAGGCUCUAGAGCAGCAGAACCAAACGAGAGACUAUGUGUCCAGAGAGGGCCCAUGGCAACACCACUCGGAGCUGUUGAAAAGGUUGCAGCAGCACAACGUAAACAGGUGCAAGGCAAUAAGAGCCGCCGACCCGGAAGCCUUUGAUGCAAACCAGCCCGGAGUGCGGGCGGAGCUUAUCCGGCAAGUGGAGGGGUGCUCUUUGCAGGAAAAAGGCACAGCAAGGACCCAAACCGAAUACCUGUCUGGUCAGCGACUACCUGGUAGUCCGGGGACAACUUGCAGUCCCCCGGUACACACCCCGCAGUCCGCCAGUGAGUAUCAAGCCGCAUCGAGCCGUCCUCUGCCGCUAAGACCAGCCCGUGGACCUACAAACGUCGAUGAGGAUCUUUAA